Messenger RNA from Sitodiplosis mosellana (orange wheat blossom midge), 11371 nucleotides. Its product is annotated as serine-rich adhesin for platelets. NCBI's taxonomy places the organism in Eukaryota, Metazoa, Arthropoda, Insecta, Diptera, Cecidomyiidae. Gene Ontology annotation, cellular component: endoplasmic reticulum. The record is from RefSeq and is a predicted model, not a curated record. The transcript is spliced from 7 exons. The coding region runs from base 5955 to 10709 and encodes 1584 amino acids.
GUCUACAGCCAUGAUUUGAUACAAACUGACAGAAACACCAUUCGAUACCACUCACACACGACACCAAUUUUUUUUUUUACUUUUCAUUUAAUUUUAACAACAAGAUAAAAAAGAAUAAUUUCGGAAUAAAAAAAAAAUUAAAAAGAAAUGUAAGGACUCAAUCCAACGACCAAAUCGAGAAAGUGUAGUGAAAAAAGAAUGAAUCAUAAAGUAAAAGUUUGGAGUUUUGUUUGAAAUCGUGUCGAGUGCCAAUUAUUCGAUGGGAAAAUGUAGAAAAAUUCGCAUCGAAUCGAUAAUGGGACAAGGCAAAAGACUCAAUUAUAUGUGUAUUUUUCUACGUUAAAAAGUAAAUUUAAACGAAAAAAAAAGCGGAAAUUUUCAAUUCGAGAAUUGACGCAACGGCAAAACAAAACAUCCAUUUAAUACGCAUUUAAACACAUUGUGGUUUGGGUGCGUAAAGAAAAAGUGAAACCAAAUACAAAAAUACAUAUAGUCUGCGACAAGAAAACGGAGGCAAAUGCCGUUUUAGUGUAACCAAAAAGUGCAAGUACAGAAACCAACAAAAUUAUUAUGUUUUUUAUUCGUGUCCGUUCCCAUUAUGUUAAUCAAGCUGAUGUGGAAAAGGUACCACUAACAUUCACAUACAUCCACAUUUACUCUUACUCUUUGUCUUUCUCUGUCAAUGUUUUUGAUUUCAACAUGCCGUUUGUUUCUUCAUCAUCUGUAAUUGAAUUUUGCUAUCUCGACUCUUCUCUCUAGUUGAAUUGUCCAUUUCAAGUAUGUAAGUUAUUGUGGAGCGAAAAGGAUUGCUUUUGCAAUUGCGAGUCAAGUGCAAUCAGUAAAACUAAACAUUGUAAAGAUUAGAAACGAAUACAAAUAAAGUCAAUAGAAGUCCUUCAUGUCAAACACAAAACACAACACAUCACACAUUCACACACACACACACGUCAUUCGAUAUAAAUCGAAAGUUUUGCAAUGUAAUUAAGUGAAAGCGUCCUCUUUAUUCGACAGAUAAUGAAGUUACUUUUGUUCACACACACACACACACACACACACACACAAUUCGGAUAUGAACGGUUGAAUGGAACGAGUCACUUUGGAUUUGAUUUCAUUUUGUUGGUUGCUUCCGAUUUCAACUUGAAAGUACAUGCUAUCGUUAGUGUUCGUAUGUCUCGCAUGCACUUAAGACCUUAAUUUGAUUUGAUCUGCUGUUUCGUACAUGCUUUUUUGCCAUUCCGGUUCAAGGCCAUUAAAAAAAAACCGAAAUCUUUUAUUCAUUACACGGACGUCCAUUUCGAUUUUUAUGCGAACUAUUCCAUCGAUUUUUAUCUUUGACGCUACUCAAUCUGACGAAAGAGCAAUCGAAACAGACAGAGAAAAAAAAACCAUACACAAAACAAGUAGUAUGAAAUUGUAACAUGUAAAACAUGCCUAAUGGAAAGAGAAGUGAAGCCAAGUCAAUGUUUGUGUUACAACAGUUCAUUUAUAUCAUCGUUGGUUAGCUUCAACAGCAAGGCGUCUAAGACGGCGGAUAAAUUGAGUAUUCUAUAAUGAUGAUGAUGAUAACGGUUUUUACGUUGAAUGUCAGCUUUUUAUAUACUCAACUAGAAAUAGAAUGGAUGUAUAUGGUGAAGGAGGAGAAUCAGCUUCUGAAUGCACACGUGAAGACCAAAGCCCACGCGUGACUCGAAUUAUGUGUGGAAAUACACAGCUCUUUAGCGUUUGAAAAUCAAAACGAUCCGCACGCAUUUUUUGUUAUCGUCGUCGUCGUUGUUGUUGUUGUUGUUGUUGUUAUUGUCCUCUUUUUCAGUACUCACUCUCUCCAUGUCACGAUAUAUAAAAGCAGCACGCUAGAGUGCUAUCAAUCAAGCGAAAUAAUGUGAGGAUUCCAAUUAUUUUCCUUUCUUCGUUUGUCAUGAAUCGUUGGUUCGUUUGGGUCUUCUGCUUGCAAAUUGAUUUAUCGGAAAACAGUUGCUAGGAAAAUAUGUCUUGCAUUCAGUAGCAGCGUCAGAAGCAUCAUCAGCAGCAUCUAUACGCAGUGGACCAUAUUUGCCGAAUGCGCUCAACUGUUCAUUGGAAAAAUCGAACGAAUUUCAUGUCAUUUACCAUUUCGAUGCAAGCAAAAUAAAGAUUUUUUUUUCAUUGGCCAUAGGAGAAAGAUAACAACGAGAAUAUCCUUAGACGAGAUAUUCUUGACCCAGUUUUCGGUUCAUUUUACGCCAGAUGCUUUUCAAGCCAAAACAAUUUUUAUUUCACUUCAGAUGACAAUAUUGGGCAUUGUUAUGAAAUCUUGAUCACACAAUAAAGUUCAUAAUUUUUCCACUAUUUUGGAGUAAAAAGUUUUCCCCUUGAACGUAUUAUAGCCACAGCGCGGCCAAAUGUCGUUUCUCACAUCGUGCGACGGUUUUGUGAACGGUGAGGGCUCAAUUCACAAAAUCCCAAUAAUGUUUAAUGAACAUCGCCUAAAUUGCUCCCACACCCAACAUCCCGUGCGCAAAAUAUGAUGUGAGCGAACGAACGAACGAGCGACCGACACCGAGUGCAUUACCGUUUUGCGUGGUUGUUGUAUCACGACUUUUGACAUUUUACAAAAUGGAAUUUUGUACAUAAAUUUGCAUGCGUACACUUUCUUUGCCUGAUUGUUCAUUCGUUCGCUCGUUUGUUCCCUUACCACUUUCACCUAAUGGAAAAUUACAUUGCGAGUAUGCUUUUUGAUGGCCUGCAAGUAAAUGAAUUUAUUUAUUCGAGUUGAUAUAUGACAUUAGUAACCGAGUUUCAUAUGCAUGCUCUCCUUUUUUUGCUGUGCAAAACGAUUUUUCCCAGCCAUUUCCAUCAUGGAAAUUAGUCGAGUCAUUACACCGUUUGAAUUGAACCAAAAUCAAAUUAUUACUCACUCACUCGCUCGCUCUUUGUCUAUUCAUGGCUCUGUGUGAGUCGAUGUCUGUGUCUCUUGCCAUUCUGAAUAAAUUAGUUAUCCAGUUAUUUAUGCUUGUUCAACACUAAUUCUCUGAAAUCGUCAACAACGGAAACAUGAUGAAAACGAUUUUUAUGCGAUGAGCGUCACCAUUCCAAUUCAAUUUGGUCGUUUAAACGCUUCAAACGAUCAGGAUGCCCUUUGUGUAGGAUCGAAAUUUGUUGCGCCAUGAAUUUUGUCAAAGUUGAAAAGCUUCUUUGUAUCGUUGCCAUUGCCGCGGUCGUCGUCGUCACAUAUGCGGUACAGAGUGAGUGCAUAACAAUCGAGUGAAGGGUGUAACGAACUCUGAAGAGUAAUAACGAGACAUUCAUUUAACUUCAUUUGCAUUUCCCCAAUGGCCGACAGUGACAUUUGCUCCAACGGUAUCCACAAUACUUGUAUCAAAUUCCAUGAUGAGUUUCGAUUACAAAAGCUUCUGUUGUGGUGGUGGUGAUGGUGGAAAAGAAAGAGAUUCAUGUAAGGAAUAAAAAAUAUAUGAACAAGCAAUGGCUUCCCUCAUCUUUUCUUGCGGAUUAUAUGAGAUUGCUUUUGUCAUAACAACGAAUUUUCAGUAUCGCUUACACAAACAUUGCGAAUGUAAGGCAUUUUACAGUUUGUCGUUCCUCCAUUAAUAUUUCAGCGUAUUCUGAAUUUCGCCCACGACCUCUCUCGUUAACCUUUGAACGAAGAGAAGCAUAAACCAACCACCUGAAUUAUUUUAAAAGGCGCAGGAUUUAUUCGAAAACAUUGGCCCACGCAUAAUUUGUACCAUUUAAUAUAUCUGUUUUCCAUUUGCCUAGCCAAAUGCACAAAGCACAUAAAUGUUGAAACGCCUCGCAAUUUAUAAAUUUUUCUUCUCACUGUAUUUCCAGGGGAAAUCAUAAAUAUAUACAUGGAAUCGAGUGUACUGCAAUGAUUUAACUCCGCUGGCAUUCGUACAUCCAUUUCAUAUCAAACAAAUCUCUUUCUCAUAAAUAAUUCCACUUGUUUGAAAGGAAUGUUGUGUUUUCCCUAUGUCUGUUCCAUGUUGACAGGAUAGCUUUUCAAUUAAAUUUCAUCUUUUGCUUGUGAUGACAUAAGCACACUUGUUACUUGAACCUUUUUCCAAUCAGAAUCGCCCUUUUUUGUACAGGCGCAACACCAAAGUGCUACGAGUACGGUAUAGAAUGGAAACAAAAACAAGCUAAUGUCGUUCGUGUACCUUUCAAUUGAUGCCAUUUACUAUCAUCGCUGCUUCAAUCAAGUUUAAUUUACAUGAAAAGCAACAACCGAUCGAGUGGAAGAAAUAUUUUUUUUAAAAAACAGAACACUUCAAAGGGAAUAGUAUGGGAGAUGGGAUUGGGAGAGUGAGCGAGAGAUAAAAUUCUGUAUCCAAAUCCUUUUCAGUGGAAUCAUUUUUCUCUCGCUUCCUCUCUCAUUAAUGUUAUCAGAAACUGUGAGUAAUUUCUUCUCAUGUAGUUUGUGCAGCAUCUGCCCUAUUCAACAAUAGUCGGGAUAAGGUCUUAUAUAACAAUCAGGCGUUCGCACGAGUGCUCAUCAAAUAGAGCUCGUAAACGAAAGAAACUCAUUAUUUGGAGCGGCACAGAGAGAAAGAAAAAAAUACCGAGUACCAACAGCAGCGAAUCGCCGAGUGUGUACUCAAUUUUCCCAUCAUCAGCAUUCGUUGUGUGAUAUUCGUCAGUGCAACAUUCACGUCGCUCGCUUCAACUCUUCUUCGGUUCGCUUAUAGUUUGUGUGUGUAUGUGUGUGCUUAUUCAUCUCCAGUGUUAAUCCAAUUUUCGGUAGAAUCUCAAGAAAAUUUGUAUUUAACCAAUUUUUCGUUACCAACUCAAGGACUCUGUUUUGUUGGUGGUGGCGGUGGCGUGUGUAAUUUCAACGGUUCCAAUGUGCUUAUAAAGUUUAAUUCAUUUGAUGAUAACUGUAAACAUAGCAAUACUAACAAAUGCUACACAUUCACUGCGUUUAAUUUUGUUUACGAGCAGCCGUUUUAAAACCACAAGCAAAUCAGAUUUAAGCUUGUCAUUUUGGCACUGUUUCUUCUGACCUGUGAACAAAGUGAAAUUUAUUGCGACAUAUGAACACCAAAUGCAUUAACUCAUUCAAGGAUUUUCAUUGGCAUAAAUGGAAAAUGUGUUUUUUUUUCGGUUGCGACGUAAAUCGGCCAAAUUUUUGUUAUGAAACCAUUAGAAUGGCCACAGAAUGCUAUUUUUGUUCACCGGAUUGAAAUGACGUGCGAAUUUAAAUACGUUCAAACUUGCUUCAAGGCAAAAAAGUUCAACAAGUUGAAUCGCAUCGCAACGCAACGCAGAAUUAUUGGAGGAAAUAACACCCUCUACGUCACUUCAAGCACAUUGCUGUGCCAUGGUUUGCACGAUAAAACCAAAAAUUGCACGACAGGUGCCAAGGUGUUGCAAAAAACAUGUUAAAUGAACAAAUUCCAAAAGCAUUAAAACUUACUUUUCAAACUCGUGGAGAAAUUUCAUUGUUGCUUUUGUUGUCGAUCGUCGAACAAAAAGCGUUGCACUAUUCUUGAACGUUAAAUCAAUUGGAAUCGAAAAAUUAAAAAAAAACUAUUUUCCAAACAUUUCACAAAUAUUAAGACUUUUCUCCGUCGUAUCGAUCGGAAACGAUGACGUAUUUUAUCUCAUUUUAAAUUAUUUUCAUCUCGUUCGCGUACCGUAAAUAAUAAAUGUUACCAUUUGCUUGCUUUGUAGGUCUAACGAAGUGAUUGAAUGCCUAUAGAGUAGAAUUCAUAUUUAUGCAUCCGUUUGCUGAUUUUACAAAGCCAAAACAAAAAUAAAUCAAGUAUUUUUACUACUUUGAAUACAAGUAUAUCAAGUUGUUAUCAUAAGAAUUCAUAAAUUAUAAUUGAGCCGUAUUUGAACCAGGGGAAUUGAUACCACCUAUCCAAAUAAACAAUAAUAUAUUUCCAAAUUACUUGAAACGCAUAAUGAAAAUUGCAAUUAAGAAUUUUAAUGCGAUUAAAUCCACUUGAAUUGGAAUGAAUCACUUGAUGGUAUCUAACCUAUGGACCCUAAAUCCUCUUAAUGAAUCCGUAGAAAAACCGAAAUCAAGGAUAAGAGCCAAAAAAAACACACACACACACGAAAAACAAGUAAUUUAUAAAAAAAAAGAAAAAAUGAGUGCCUUCUUUAGCUCCAUCAAGAGUAUGGUCGAUAAUUACGGCCACGGAAUAAUUUCAAUACAAGUUCAACUUGAAGACAUGAAAUUUGGGUUGAUGCCAUCAACAACACCUUACACAGACCCCUUAACCGCAUCCACAACACCAUCGUCCACCUCGCCAAAUUCACGGAAAAACAGUUGCAACAACAACAUCAAUAACAACAACAAUAAUAAUACCAUAAAUAUGUCAAUCAAUGCAUUGAAUGCGACAUCCGAUUUCAAUCAAUGGCUGCAUGCAAUGAAAAUGGUUGCACGCCUACCCGGAGGUACACCACCCGAAUUUCGGCGCAAACUGUGGCUUGCGUUGGCUGAUCGCCAUCUGCACACCAGCGGCAUCGAUUGGAACAAAGAGCAAACGAAAUGUCUAUCCAACGAAACGUGGCUCGAUGACGACGAAGAGUUGGGCAUUCAAAUUGUUAAGGAUUUGCAUCGCACAGGUUCGAGCUUAUUUUCCGGCCCAAACGGCAGUAUUAAUCAAGCUAAAUUGAAACGUGUACUGCUCGGAUAUGCACGAUGGAACCCAGAGGUUGGAUAUUGUCAGGGCUUCAAUAUGCUCGGUGCUUUAAUACUUCAAGUCAUGGAGAGAAGCGAAAUUGAGUCAUUGAAAGUGAUGAUUUAUCUUAUCGAAGGCGUUCUACCGAAAGGUUAUUUCAGCGGUUCAAUGGGCGGUCUGCAGGCAGACAUGGCAGUUUUUCGUGAAAUUCUAUCUACGCGACUACCCAAACUAUCGAAACAUUUGCAAAAACUCCAAGGCACCAUUGGCGACAAUUCGAUGGAUCCACCGCUGAUAAAUGUAUUCACCAUGCAAUGGUUCUUGACACUUUUCUGUACAUGUUUGCCGAAAAGUUGUGUGCUGCGCGUGUGGGAUUUGGUUUUGAUUGAGGGAAGUGACAUUUUAUUACGAACCGCACUUGCGAUUUGGGCCUCGAUAUCCGAGCGCAUCAUGGCGAUUAAAUCAGCCGACGAAUUUUACUGUAAAAUGGGCACAUUAUCGGGUGAAUUGCUGAAUGGCCAUUUAUUCGAUUCGAAUGGUUUGAUUCAGCGGAUCGUUGACCUGGGACCCAUAGCCGAUCUGCAAAAAAUGCGAGAAAAGCAUCUAUUCAAUGUGACGCCUUGGAAAAACCGCAAAGGAAUGAGAAUUUUCUACUCUGAUGAAGAUUCGGAUGAAGAAAAUUGGAAAAUGUUAACGGGCAACCGGAAAACGAAUACAGCCACGAAUCGCAAUCAAAUACCCGACACACGUGAACGUAUAGCUUUAGAUAUUUCACUGUUAAAAAAGCAAUAUUCCAAAAUACGUGAACGACAACGUCAAGCAAAUCUAACGAAUACGACCAAACAACCGGUGAACUCGACAAUAAGUAACACGAAACCGUCGAACAUUAAUCAAUAUUUAAUAGGCAGAAAUGCGAUCGUAAGCAACAAAAAGCGGCACGGACCACCGGCCGGUUCCAUUCCACCAGCUCGUACAGCGUUUCCAAUGUCCGCUACAAAUAAAUACCAGCAAAAGCGUUUACGAAACGCAACCAUUGACAAUGCAAGUACGUCGGCAAUGAAAAUUCAUAGCGAUGACAAUUCGAAUGUGCAGAAAAAGAAAGCGUUUGCGCGGCCACGAAGCGAAUCAUCAUCGUACAGUGAGGAUAGUGACAAAGGAAGUGAAGAUGAGCUGGAUAAUCGAAUAUCUGUGGGAUCGAGCAGUUCCAGUACGAGUUUGUGUGAUGACGAAUUCGUCGGGAAUGCAUCGUCAAUGGAUGGCAGUCCAAUGAAAUCGCGAUUGCAUUCAUCCGCUUCGGAUGACAGUAAAAGCUCACUGACCAAAGACAUGCUGGGCGUUGAUGAAUUUGACCAAACUUCGUAUACUAGACUGGGGGCAAUGGAAUGUGAUGACCAAAAGUCACUGAAACGAGACAGCAGCCAAGAAAGUGAUGCAGCAAAAUAUGAUAUUUUACCAAAUAUCGAUCGUGAAAACAAUGACAUUCACUUUGCCAACGAUGAUAAGAGGGAGAAAACGAAUUUAGAUCUUUUAAGUUUGCCACAGCGUGAACAAAUCACCAGCACAAGUCAACUAUCACCCAUUGCAGAUAUUUCGAAUAUUUUAAGCACAUCGACCAUUAGCCCGUUGAAAACACCAACUUCUUAUCUCUUGCACUCAUAUCCACUGUGUGAAAUGCCCGGCACCGAUGAAAACCAGGAGGAUACGUCAGAAAUUGAUUUCAGCGUCAAUACCGGAAGCAGCGACAAAGAUUUCUUCAAGGUCAGCGAUGAAGGUGUAACGAAUGCCUAUUUUGAACGGGUCAAUCAUGUUACGACCCUUAAUGUGGAUUCUAAAUUUCCAUUUUCGUUCAUUGAAGACGCACCAGAUACAAAUCUGGAAUCAAGACUAUCGAGAAGUAGCCAGGAGGACGAUGAAGAAGAAGAUGAAAUGUCAUCGUUCAAAUCGGAAGUACGUCGAUUGAGCGAUUCCUUUGAAUCGGCCAUUAUUUCCAUUGAUCUAGCCAAUGAUGAUGCUACCAAAUCUAGUUCCAAUUCAAACACAAACUCCGAUGCCAUCCUUAAAAUGAUUGAAGAAAACUCGAAAAUUCUCGAUCGAAUCAUGUGCAAAAAUGCUCAAGCUACGGCACGCAAUAUAACGUCCCUUGAUGAUGAUGAUCAUGAUGAUAAGCAUGAAAAUUGUGAUGAUAUCGAAUGUGAAUAUCAAGCCAAAUCGGAAUUGAAAUCGGAUUCAAAAUCAGAUUGUGUGAUUGAUUCAAAACAUGAAAUCAAAUUGAAUCCAAGUAAAGAAAGUGUUGAAAUUGAGCCAAAGAAAUCCGAUUCAGUUGACGGCCAAACGGAAUUUCCCAAUGUUCCAAAAGUCGAAAUCACUUCAGAAGAUGAUGACGCUUUGAUUGAAAAGAAAUUGAAAGAUGAAAUUAUCAGUCCGGAAAAAGAAGCCAAAAGUCAUGAUGAGACAACGGAGACGAAAAUUGACGAUGACGAUCAUGUGUUUAAGUAUGGCGAUUUAAGUGAUUGCAUAUCAAAGUAUUUGGUCAGUACAAACGAAAAGUCUGAGAAGAGAAUUCAAUCGGAAAGUGAAUCAAUUGAAUGUGGAACGGAGGAAACAGCGCCAAAAACCGAAAGUCUUGAUCUACCGAAAACUUUGUCACUAUUGACUCAUCAUGAAGGCAGCACAGAGGAUAUAAGGAACCUGUUGAAAGAGUCUCUUUUCGACUAUAGUAGAAGCCCAUCAGAGUCAUUACCGGUUGACUCGAAAUUGGAAAAUGAUUUGGAAACACUGUUGAAAAUGUCGGCCGAGUUGCUGCGCGAAGGAUUUCCGUUGGGCUCACCAGUCGAUGAACCGGGUGAAAAUUGGUCGAUUGAUGGGGAAGAUCAACCAGAAGCUUGUGCCAUUGAAACAAAUUUAAGAAUCGAAGUAGAAGCUGAGGAAUCAUCCGAGAGUAAUCGAAAUUCAACAUUUUUAGAUCCGGAUGCAUUGCAAUUGGAGAUGGAAAGUGUGGCUGGUGAUAUUUCGGCAACGAUUUCAUCGAUUAAAAACACGAUUAAGUCAAUUGAUUCAUUGUGUCAAGAUGAUGAUAGACGAUCUCGCGAACGCACUGACAGAACAUUGAACGACAUCAUCAAAGUGGUUGAAAAAUUGGACGAAGAGAAAGACUAUCGGAAAGUGCAAGAAACCAAAUCGGAUCCAGCUAAGCCGGCCAAUUUGUCGACUGUUUUCGAACACAAGGCACGAAAUGAUUCAAACUCAAAUGCAAGUAGCAUAGAUAGUCCACGAAUGACAGCAUCUUCACGAAUUUCGCGUGAUCGCAGUAGAAUGACAUCGCCACGUAGACGAAAAGACGAUGAUUUCGGUGAAUAUGAAAGCCGUGCACGACGUAACAAGUCACCAUCGUCAAGUGUUUUAUCGCAGAAUCGAUAUUCGGCCGAUUUUUCAAGUAAAUUUAAAUUCGAAGAUUUCAGCAGUGGUAGCGAAAGUGGGUCCAAAAGUAAAAUCGGCUCUCCAUAUAAAACGAACGAAAAGCUUGAAAUUCGUCAUACAACCGUUACGGCCACAUUCUACGAUCGAUUUCUCAGCCAAAAAUAUGAACAACAACACAAAAUGGAUCGUUCACCUUCGUCCCCAGUCAUCAAUAAAGCAUACUUGAAUUCACUAAAAGCGACGCCCAGCUUAACCAGUUCAUAUCAUAGUGGCGAUAAAUAUCGACGUGAUUCGAGAUCAACAUCGCCCACCUCUAGCUCCAGUCACAGCCGAAUUGAUUCAUCCAGGUAUAUGCCAGCCGCACCAAAAUCCGGUUACCUUCACCUGCCACAAUUAUCCGUCAGUUCAAUCCAUCGCGAUCAAUGUACGCGAAGCUGUGAAAACAUUUUGUCGAAUUUAAAUUCCACAUCCGAAUUUGCCCAGAAAUAUUCAUAUCAAGCGAAAACCACGUCGGACAUCUUUAGCAGCAGCAACAUCGACAGCGACAAAAUCCUAAAACGCCAUUCAACUGGCACCUACUACCAAAAUACAUCCGCACUACCAAUCAAACCGAAGAAGCCUUCUGAAAUUGGAAUCAAAUUGGGACUCUACAAGCCAGAGUAAAUACUACUAGAGAAUAGACAGAGUUAAUGAAAUGAUGGGGUUUUUAAAUGUGUAAACUAACGAGAAAUGGUAUUGUUUGAAAAUACUUUUCUUCCACUUUGAUCUUAUGCAAAUUUUCUAGACAUAAUCGUUCGCUUAACUGUGCCGAUUUCCAAUGGAAUUGACACAAUUUUGUUUCCACUGGCAAAACAAAAACAUUUCAUUCUUUAGUGGUAAACAUUAAACACAAAUUUUCAUACACACUAACUCACACACACACACACACACACACAUACCAAAGACAAUUUUUGUUCGAAUCAUAGUUUAGAAUCUACAACUUUACUACAUAAAUUAAGAAACCUUCUUCCAUUAAAUAUAAAUUUCUUUUUUCUCAGUUUUUUUUUUCCGAACACAGAAAAUGAAACAAAUCAUAACAAAUUCAAAUCGUUUAGUCACUCUAUUUUGGAACAUUUAAAAAUAAAAAAAAAAAACAAACAAAUGCUUUAGGAUUUUGUGUAGAUUAGUCUAAUUUUUCGUGUUCAACGUGCUACUCAACCCAAUUUGUCAAAUGAAUAGAAAAACAAACAGCUGGAAAAUAUGCAAAAUGAAUUUGUUCAAGUUAACAAAAAUGUGCAACAUCAUCAAUGACACACAAAUAAAACUUAAUGGAAGUAAAAAUGAAA